Molecule: messenger RNA, 4250 nt
Organism: Strigops habroptila (Kakapo)
Lineage: Eukaryota; Metazoa; Chordata; Aves; Psittaciformes; Psittacidae
Product: maestro heat-like repeat-containing protein family member 2B
Exons: 35
Coding region: 1-4173 (1390 amino acids)
Cellular component (GO): cytoplasm
Source: RefSeq, a predicted model, not a curated record
AUGGCCAGGCUCUAUAUCUUCCUCCUGGGGUGGGGGUGCCUCAGCUUCUCACGGCUUUCGCCUGGAGAGAGCAGUGGCAUCGAUCCAGGGGAUCCUGUUGCCGUGAGGAUGAUAACAGUGCUCAGAGUUCUCUGCCAAUGCUUGGGUUCCCAGGCCAGACCUGCACGUCCUGAGAAUGGAGACGGGGCCACGGGGACUGUCCCUGCAGCCGCCGCCACCUUUGCGGCCACUGGGACUUCUCUGCUAAAGCAGCUGCAAGACUAUGAGGGUGACCGAUUGGAGACAUACCGGGAGCUGGAGCGUGUCUUGCAGGGAGAGGACGGCUCUUUGACAAGCGGCGUUGUGAACCGCCUGAUAGCAGAGGCGUCCAGAGACAUGCGAGCAGCCCAGGAUGUGACAGAUGAUGUGAAGACAGCUGCUAGCAAUGUCCUGGUGGCUCUGGCACGCUCCCGCUUCCACUUUGUCAUGUCUGAGCUCCAGAGCCACCUGAAGGCCACGGGGAAGGUCCCUGAUGAGACUGUGCUCCUCACUGUGGGCAAAAUGGCCCGCAGCUACGCCCUGCGGUGCAUCCCCUUUGUGGGAAUGACGAUGCUCGCCCUGCGCACCAUGCUGAGCCAGGUGGGCAGUGGCCGGAUCCUGCGCGCCAUCUGCAGUGUUGUGGAGGAGUGGUCGAAAGGGGUCAAUACGUACUUGUGCAACCAGGACCAGUGCCCCUUCCCUCGCAAGGGGGUAGCACAGUUCUGUGAGGCCAUUUACCCCGUCUUCCACUAUGCGGCAGUAAAUUGGCUGGGCUUCAAAGAGGAAGAGGACAAUCAGGCAGUGCUGGGGGCAGUGGCUGCCAUGGCAGAGGUCCUUCUGCAUGAGGAGCGGCACCGAGAGUGUUCCUGGGAGCUGGUCCUCUGGCUCCUGCACCAGUAUCAGGAGGCCCCAGACACCUCUGUGGUCACCACGAGCCUCAGCUAUGUCCUGGAGAUGCUGGAGGGACUUCAGGCCCCACUCACACAGGACACGGCUCUUGCCAUCAGCGCUGCUGUGCACAGUCAGCUCUCUCAUCUGACCAAGGAGUCUGGUCUGGCUCAUAAGGCAGUGCUGUCCCGCUGCAUCAUGCUGCAGGCACGAAUUUGGCCCGAGGAGACAGUCACGUUUCUGCACUCCCAGCUGAGCGCUGAGAGCAAGGCCGGUCGCGUGGCAGCCCUGGGCCUGCUGGUACCGCUGUGUCACUCUCACGCCCUUGUGAUGAGACAGAAGCUGACCCAGGUGGUGGAGGACGUGAAGUUGAUGUGCAAGGCCAGAGGUUGGGUACCUGCGGAAGUGACGGUGCGGAGGGCAGCUCUGGAGUUUGUCAGGGAGCUGCUCAGCACUGGAUCCCAGAGCUGCGGGACAUGGGAUAUGGUGGCGUACAUCUUCACCGAGUUCAGCCAGACCUCAGGCAGACUGGCAGCAGGAGGCCUUUUUGCCUGGGAAACCCAGGAGGCUGGAGCUCUUCGAGCCCUGUGCAUGGACAUCGUGGGCUCUCUGGAUGUCUCUCUGAGAGGGAUGGCCAAACUCCUGUGGCCAAGGCUGCUGCAGUUUGUGGUGCCAGCGCAGUACAGCGGCAUGCUGAUCCCGCUCUCCCAGUGUCUCCAAGCCUUGGUUGCAAGACGGGAGAGAGCAGGCUGCAGGGAAGAAGAGGAGGAGCCUGGUGCCGUGGGCUCCCAGGAGCAAGCCCAGCUGCCAGCUCCCCAAGCCCUGUUGGCUCGACUGGUGGUGGUGGCAGCAGCUCCUCACGCGAGCAGCGAUCGUGCAGUCGCUGCCUUGCAGCUGCUUCAGGCCCUCCAGGGCAGGAUCCACAGAGCCUUGAGGGCAGUGUGGGUGACCGAGAUCCCCCUCCUGCUGCAGUACCUGGCAGGAAGAAAGGAGAGCUCCCUGGGCUCUGCAGAGUGGGAACACCGUGUGCUUAAGUUCCUGCGAGUGUCGCUGGAGCCCAUCGAGGACAAGGCCUGGACUGUGGGCCUGAGCCAGGAGCUGAGCCAGCAGCUGGGCAGCUCUGCCCCUGGCUCCUGGGAGAAGCUGUUCCUGUACAAGGUUCUCGGCACGGUGCUGGCAGCUUGUCAGAACCUCUGGCACGUUCAAGGGCAGGUGCUGAGCUUCCUGCAGGCAACAGACCCUGUGGCUGAGCCCCAGGCAAUGAUUUCUGUAGUGUCGCACGCUGCUGAGAGCCACUUCCAUCUGGUCCUGGACACGCUGACGAUGUAUUCUGACAAUUUCGUUAGACUCUACUUUGGUCAGACUUGCACGGGUUCAAAGGCACAGCAGCAGCAGAGGAUGGAGAUAGCGCAGCCCUUCUGUGCCGCUCUCAUGCGCACCUACAGUGCGGUUGCUCUGUGUGCCCCCAAGGAGCAGCUGCUCUCCCGUGUGGAUAAAGAAAUCCUGGGCGACAUCCUGCGGCUCUCCAGAGCUAAACAGAGGGGCAUGCAGCUCAAGCUCGCCGUGGUGCAGAGCAUCACCGAGGUCUGCUGUGCCAUCCAGGCUGUGGGCAACUGCGGCAGUUUUAAGCUGUCCUUAAAGCAGGAGGCAAUGCGGACCCUGCUGGACUGGAUGAAGAGGGAGCCCUGGGACUCCGUGCUCUAUGGAGUGUUUCAGGCUCUGGAGAAGUUAAGCAAGCUGAGGCCACGUCUGAGCAGGGAGGAAAAUCGCAACCUGCUGGCAGUGUGCUGCCACGCUGUCGUGUCCUACCCUUCCGAGGAGCAGAUGAAGAAGGGAAACAGGAUCGCAAGGGCAGCUCUGAACACGCAGCUUCUGCACAGGAGGGGCAUGCAAGAUCUGGGCCGCCUCAUAGAAACCCUUUUGGAGACACAGGGGAGCUCUGCCUGCUUUGAUGACAUGGUCCAUGUCCUGAAGGGCCAGCUCACCUCAGCCAUGGAAUGGAAGCGGGAGAGAGCCCUGAGGGUUUGCACCCACUUGCUGGAUGUUUGCAAGGACCGACAUGAGUUCAGGAGAGGACGCCCCUGCCAGCAGAUUGGAUCCCUGGUAGGACUGCUGGGGUGUCUGACCAUCGACUGCCUGGUCACGUCCCGCCAGAGGGCAGGGCUCUGCCUCAGCUAUCUUCUGGAAAUGCAAGACAACACUGUUCCGGUGGUGCUUGAGGCUCAUGAGAUCAGGUGCCUUUGUGAGGAGCUGGACAGCCCAGACCCCAACACUCUGGUGAAGACCAGUAUCAAAAUCGCAAAGGCUGUUUGCAAAUGCAUCCCUCCAGCACAGGCUGUGGGCUUCCUGAGGGCCAUUGUGGACACCUUGCUGCAUGUCACAACCACAGCCCAAGAGGCCUCAAUAGUAUGGAAGUGGGUGUUUGUCUUCCUGAAGGAAUGUGGAAAGGACAUACUCGCAGAGGUGCCAGAAUUCCUGACCACCCUGUACACCUACAUGCAGCGGGGCACCAACAGGUUCUUUGUGCCCAGUGCAGUGUCUCUCCUUGCCAUCUGUCAUCGGGAAGCUGUGGUCAGCUGUCUCCUCCAGGCAGGUCACCUUAUGGACAGCAACAUGAUAGAGCUGUGGAGGAGCCUGGGGAGAAGCACCUUUGGGAUCCAGAUCCUGAGGUGCUUAGCGGAGAAACUAAACAGAGCAGGAAACAACUGCCCAGGGACUGGCUCCUCCGCUUCUGAGCAGCACAGCCGGGAGACUGCUCUGGAGACUCUGGCGAUCACCCGUGCCAUCUCCGAGGUGGUGUUUGUCAUGAGCAGCACCGAGCAGCUCAGGCAACUGCUUCCCCACAUCCUCCCCAGCCUCCUGAGGUGGGCCAGUGAAACGGUGGGUGAGGAGAGGCUGCCUUCUGCCAUGAGCAGCUGGAGACAACUGUUCCUUGAGGGCCGGGUGCUUGAGCAGAAGCCGUGCAGGACUUUCCUUUUAGCUCUGAAGUCAGUGCUGGAAAAAUGCAUGGAGCAGAAAUGGAUGCAGCUGCUCAUGCAUCGGGCAGUGUGGGCUCGCCUGGAAGACCCCCUGGCUCACCCUGAGGGGGUGUCUCUCCUGACCAGUGUCCUGCUCCAGGCUGGACUCAUCUCUCCCUCUCUGGUGCAGAACCUCUUGCCAUGGCUGGAUUCCAGCUCAGUUAAACUGCGGGUGGCAGCUGCAGCUUUCUUUGAUGAGAUCCCCGAGAGCUACAGGACUAGGAGGCCCUCUGAGCGAGGCAGGAACUAGAGAAGUCCCUCCGCGAUACCUGGCUCCAGCCAACACCCAGGAGUUCAUUAAAGCUCAUCAUUUCAAUGAAGCCUAAA